Drosophila takahashii is the source of this 462-nucleotide messenger RNA. RefSeq lists its product as uncharacterized. Lineage: Eukaryota; Metazoa; Arthropoda; Insecta; Diptera; Drosophilidae. The record is from RefSeq and is a predicted model, not a curated record.
CAGUACUAGACGAACUAUUCAGCAAAACAGUAAAGUUUUCUUUUAUGGACGAUGACCGGCAGUGAGAACUUUACAGCCCCAGGAGUGUCCGAGGAGGAACGAGCUCAUAACAAUCUGAUGAUGGUAAUAGCCACCUUGACGUGGCUCAUGCUCAGCUGCCUGACUCUCUUCAUUUACUGCUGCAAUUACUGGCAAGUUCUGAGGCCGUUCUCGCAGAGAAACCGAGAGGAGUCCGAACCGCAGCAAAGCACCCUCCUAUCAGUGGAUGAUUAGCCAGGGAAAUGCAAGGAAAAUUCAUCUGAAGGAAAACGGAGAGCCAACAGCUGUCGGCCAUCAUCCUUGGGCCUUGACACUGGCCAUAUGCCUCUGUGCAGCAGCUUUCAUUUCCAUUUUCCAUUUCCGUUUCCGCUAAGUUAAUUCCACACGACAACAGAAAAACAAAAAAUGAAACCCUACAAAAAC